Molecule: messenger RNA, 1963 nt
Organism: Haplochromis burtoni (Burton's mouthbrooder)
Lineage: Eukaryota; Metazoa; Chordata; Actinopteri; Cichliformes; Cichlidae
Gene: cyb561d1
Product: probable transmembrane reductase CYB561D1
Exons: 3
Coding region: 1194-1895 (233 amino acids)
Molecular function (GO): transmembrane monodehydroascorbate reductase activity
Source: RefSeq, a predicted model, not a curated record
AUUUACAUGCACAAACUGGUCUAUUAGAUAGAUAUGAUACAAACCACUGCAGUGCAGUACCUGUAAUACCUACAGCACAUUACUCUAUACAAAGUAUUAUGGGUAACUGAGCGCUGCACUGAGGUCUAGCAGACAUGUGUCUGCUCUCAAAGCCCAAAGAAGAUCAUAACUGUGAUAGUUUCUGAAACCUGCAGAUGAUCAGCUGUUUCAAGACUUUUUGGGAUACAAGAAAGAUUGGCCUCUAAUUAGCUAACACGGUAAACAGAGGACUUUUUAACGGUCUAAUUACUGCUACCUUGACAGGCCUGUGGAACAGAGAUCAUAUUUAACAUACAUGCAUAUAUGAUGUUAAUGUCCUUGCCUCCAUUUACACCAAUUAGGCAUAAUGUUAUGUUAGUUAGCCCUUUGCUGACCCCUGAAGGUGCUGUGGUAUCGGGAACCAAGAUGUUAGCAACAGAUUCCUUAAGACCCGACACUUGUGAGGACUUGUUUGGACUGUGAGAUGGGGAAUGUGGAGAUUCAGCACCUCAAACCGGUCCUGGACCACGUGUUGCAUUAACCUGCUGAGAGAGGCGUAGCCAUCAGCCAUCCUUUCCACGCCCACCCCCGUGACAUCACGCUCCAAAGCCCUAUACUGUUUCCACGACAGGCUGUACAUGAUCUGCAACAAUGUGCAUUAAUAAUUGAUAAGCCUACAAUAAUCAUUUUCACCCAUCUACGUGUACAUGUAGUGAGGUUAAGAUUCGCUCAGUUAACGCUGUUUUGUGCCUAUGCACGGUUCUUAGUGUUUCUCCCUGCGCUUGGCUACAGCGGCUGACACGAGAAUCAGGAAAUACAAGUCGGGUCAGCUCACUGCGUAGUUUCUUCGAGAAAAGGUCGAAGCAGGAAGCAGAAGCGACGGUGUGGCAGCUCGGUGACUGUGUGCAGACUCGGAGGGAUCGCGGCGCCCGUUCUGUUUGCGUCCUCAGGCCGGAAAUGGCCUUAACAAAAUGGGUUUCGUAGGAAGGAUGUCGUGCGCACACACGAGCCUGGGCAAAGCAGCGACUCUGAUGCUGCUCGGCUCGUGCUCGCUGUAACCGCGCGACUAUGGAGCUCGUGCAGCCUCCCGACAGCACGGGCUCCUCGGUCCUCUCCAGCACACCUCGUAUUCCCGCCGGACGCUGGAGCAGGUAGCCGGAGAGGCUGUGAGCAGCAUGCGGUCAGACGUGGAGUACAGCCCGGUGGGAGAGGGCCUGGGUAUGCGGGACUUCUGGCUGUACGUGUGGCUGCGGAGAGUGGCGGUGAUAGCGACUCAUGUUACCGGCCUGGGCCUGACGCUCGUCCUCUCCCUGCUGUCCAGACCCGGAACCAGUCUGUUCUCUUGGCAUCCCAUGUGUAUGUCUGUGGCUUACUGCCUGUGCAUGACCGAAGGUAUCCUGCUGUUCUCAGCAGAGGGAUCUCCCUUCUGCUUCAAAUCAUGGAAGAGUAAAGUCCGUCUCCACUGGUUCUGUCAGGCUCUGGUCCUGAUCGCUGCAGCCACUGGACUUGGGUUCAUUGUGGCCAGCAAGAAUGUGUCGGAGCUCCCACACCUGGCCUCCUGGCACAGCCUGCUGGGUAUGUGUACGCUGACCGCCACCGUGCUCCAAACGGCCUGCGGCAUCGCUGUGAUUUUCCCCAAGCUGCUGCGUCUCUCCUGCCCCUCGUCCAGACUGAAGCUGUACCAUGCCACCUGCGGCCUGGUUGUCUACCUGUUUUCCACCGUGACAGUGAUGUCUGCCAUGUUCACUGACUGGUUCCAGGCCACGGCGAAGGGGGUGGCGUGGUGGGCCUUCCUCAUCCUGCCUCUAUUCCCUGCCUUGGUGGUGAUGAGCCAGAUCACUAAUGCCUAUCUACCCCGCAAGAAGCUGACCAGCUAGGAACCAGAAGCAGAUGGCAGAGACAUCCAAAAGGAAUAAUGAAGAAAUAAAGAGUCUUCUUUAACUUG